AUGUUGCCGGUCGCCGGCGAGCCUGACGGUGAACCGUUGCCGGUGUCCGGCAAGUCCAUGAUGGAGUGGAAGGACUCGGUUGUCCGAGCGGCUGCAGCGAUGGGAACGACGCCGGCAAGUGACUCGUUCGACUCGUGUUCCUCCGAUACAAGCUUAUCCGAUACAAGCACGUCGGAGACCGCGGCCCUUACCUCUGAGUGGAGCUCUAACUCGUUACUUAGUCUAAGCUCUACUCGCUCCGAAGAAGCGGAGGAUUUAAGUAGCACUGAGGGUUCUGGAGCCGCCUCCCCUGGAAGUCCAGGUAUGGCAGAUGCGGCGGCAGCGGCAGCGGCAGAUUUGCAAAGAGUGCUGCUACUGGCGGAAAACGCAGGAAAAUUGGAGGAGCUAGCGGAGAAUGCGGCAAGGAUGGGCCUAGUAGCAGAAGCGCAAGCGCUCACGUUGAAGCUGGAGAGAACAGCGGAUGAUACGGCAGAAACGGCGGAGACGGCUGGCCAGGUUGCCGACGUCAUCGAUACCGCUGGCCCUGCAUCGCCUGCCGUACCUUCCGCUCCUGUAAUAGAAGCAUCUCCUGCUCCUGCACCAGCCGCCGCCGGCCCGCCCGCCACAUUUGUCGCGAUGCAGCGACGCUCCGCCACGAGCCGCGCCGUGCACAACGCGGCCCGGCGCGGCGACGUGGAGGAGCUUCGAGCGCUGCUGGCGGAAAACCCGGAGCUGAUCAACGCGCGGUCGAGCCUGACAUGCCAAACCCCCCUGCACGAGGCGGCGGCGGAGGAUGCGGUAGAGGCGAUUCGUCUGCUCCUGUCGUUCGGCCGACCGCCGUCCGAUGCGGGGAACAGCGGCGGGGACGAGCAGACGAGGGAGGAGGCAUCAGGCGCGGUUCCCGCGGACGUCGAGGCGCGCAACAUGUUUGGCGAGACGCCUCUUCACAUUGCUGCCAAGAUCGGCAGCGCGAGGAGCGUCAAGGCGUUGCUAGAGGGCGGCGCGGCCGUGAACGUCGCUGCUUCGAAUCGCGCCACUCCGCUCCAUCUCGCCGUCUGGGCGGCAGUCAACACUACUGACGUGGCAGCCGAUAGCAACGCGGGAGAGGAUCCGGCUGGCAAGGGCCAACCGAAGAUUCUGGAGGUGGUGGAGCUGCUGUUGAAACACGGUGCUGACGUGGCAGCGCAGGACAAGGACGGAAACUCCCCAUUGAGUCACAGUCAAUUAGGCACCUCUUCUGCUACAAGCACCAGCAACAACGGCAGCAUCCGCGCCUCCCUUCGGCGAAUCCUCGACCGCCACGUGGCACUCAACGCUCCCUCCCCUUGUUCGUCCCAAACCUCCCCCGCCUCCGCAUUCGCCGUCAUGCAGACGCUCGAAAACGAGUUAUCCUCGUUAAUAGGCCUCCCGCUUUUGAAGCAGCAACUGCGCGUGUGGGCGAAGGGCCUGGUCUUAGACCAGAAGCGGCGGGAAUUGGGAAUCCGCGUGCAGCCGCGCAAACUCCCCCACAUGGCUUUCCUAGGUUCCCCGGGCACGGGGAAAACCACCGUCGCGCGCGCGCUUGCGCGGCUGUUGAAUCUAGUGGGUGUUUUACCCACGGAUAAGGUGGUGGAGGUUCAGAGGACGGAUUUGGUGGGCGAGUUUGUUGGGCACACGGGCCCCAAAACGCGGAGAAAAAUUCUGGAGGCGGCUGGGGGUAUUCUUUUUGUUGACGAGGCGUACCGGUUGGUGCCACAGCAACGGUCAGAUGAAAAAGACUACGGCGCGGAGGCAUUGGAGGAGAUCAUGUCGGUUAUGGACUCGGGCAGCGUUGUUGUGAUUUUUGCUGGCUAUGCUGAGCCAAUGAAGAGAGUUUUUGCGGUGAAUGAAGGGUUUCAGCGGCGUGUGUCACGAGUAUUCGUGUUUGACGAUCUCUCUCCACUCGACAUUGCGCAAGUCAUGUUGCUGAAAAUGAAGCAGGCGGCUGGAGAAGCGACUAAUGGGGAUGAGAGUGAUGGUGACUGUGCUAUCAGCAGUAGCAGCAGUGGUAGCGGAAGAGAUUAUGGAGCAGGAGCCAGUGGCAGCAGCAACAGUGACUUUAGUGAAGCCGGUCAGCAGUCGCCCCUUGCAGGAUUCAGGCUGCAUUCCAGCAUAACUCCAUUGUCCCUAGCAGCUGUUAUCACCCGAUCAACCACAGAGGAGCAGCGAAGGCAGAGGAACGGUGGGAUGGCGCUGCCUGUGCUAAUGGACGCUCGGGAUCGACUUGACGAACGGCUGGAUCUUGACUGCUGUGACAUGGACGAGCUCAUGACUAUAACGAUGGAAGACAUCGAGGCAGCUCUGUCAAUCAUUCCUCAAUAA
Closterium sp. NIES-65 is the source of this 2319-nucleotide messenger RNA. Lineage: Eukaryota; Viridiplantae; Streptophyta; Zygnematophyceae; Desmidiales; Closteriaceae. The record is from the annotation of a GenBank genome assembly.